Molecule: messenger RNA, 288 nt
Organism: Rotaria sordida
Lineage: Eukaryota; Metazoa; Rotifera; Eurotatoria; Philodinida; Philodinidae
Source: the annotation of a GenBank genome assembly
AUGAACAAGAUUUUUGUUGGACUGCUAUCAAUUUUUGUUUUUCUUAAUUGUAUUUCAUCAUUACCAUCACCAAUUCGACGUAAUGCUGAUUCAUCAUGUCCACCAUAUGGAUGUAUUGUGGAUACGUCAUUCUGUUUUUGUGGCGUAACACAAACUCCAGAUGAUCGCUGUUGCACAGCUACUUGCACUCCAUGCCCACCUGAUUUUAAUGUUAAACCAUGGCUUACAAUGGAUUGGAGUUCAUUUAAUUUCAGUGCACUCGAUUUAUUUCCUCUCGGUCGAAAGUAA